Molecule: messenger RNA, 3887 nt
Organism: Leptonychotes weddellii (Weddell seal)
Lineage: Eukaryota; Metazoa; Chordata; Mammalia; Carnivora; Phocidae
Source: RefSeq, a predicted model, not a curated record
GGUGUGCCGCAGGCAGGCUUCCCAUCCCCCAGCCGGCCUCCGGGCUGCCCUACGGGACUCUGAUACCCUGCGACCCUCUCCGGCUGUGCUUAACCGGAAUUUGGCCUUUCCUGCUGGGGCCCACGCCGCCUUCCCUGCGGCUCCCAGUCAGCGGGGUGUCGUCCGGCAGGCGCGGGGAGGCCGGAGCGGCGCCUGGCGGCGACCUAGAGGUGCGUGGUGGAACAACGCAGCAGCCCGCUUCCCUCUCUCGCUUAGCGAGGGGUUUGUGAGGUGACUCUACCUGAAUUUUCCAGCUGCAGAAUGUGUAGUACUUUUAAAGGUUGGCAAUGAUGAGUAAACUGGAAUUAAAGGAAGACAAGAUGCUGGAGGUUCAGUUUGUGGGAGAUGAUGAUGUCCUUAAUCACAUUCUUGAUAGAGAAGGAGGAGCUAAAUUAAAAAAGGAACGAGCUCAGCUUUUGGUCAACACAAAAAAAAUUAUAAAAAAGCCAGAAUAUGAUUUGGAAGAAGAUGACCAGGAAGUCUUAAAAGAUCAGAACUAUGUGGAAGUUUUAGGACGAGAUAUUCAAGAAUCCUUGAAAAAUGGCUCUGCUGCAGAUGGUGGGAAUAAAGUUUAUUCUUUUCAGAAUAGAAAACACUCUGAAAAGAUGGCCAAAUUAGCUUCAGAACUAGCAAAAACACCAAGAAAAAAUGUUUCAUUCAGUUUGAAGAAUGAUCCUGAAAUUAUGAUAAACAUUCCUCAGUGUAGUAAGGGGCAUUCUGCUUCAGACAAAGUUCAGUUGAAGAACAGCGAUAAAAGUGAAUUUCUGUCGACAGCACCUAGUGGUCUAAGGAAAAGAUUAAUAGUUCCAAGGUCUCAUUCUGACAGUGAAAGUGAAUAUUCUGCUUCCAACUCAGAAGAUGAUGACGGGGUUGCACAAGAAUAUGAAGAGGACACUAAUGAAGUCAUAUUGAGCCAAAAGAUUCCAUCUCAGAAUAGAGCCCUUUCAGCUCCUAUUUGCAAAGAAACACCUUCUAAGAAAAUGAAAAGAGAUAAAACACAAACUUUGCAUAACUUACUGAGCAAAGUUUCUCCUUCCUUUUCUGCUGAACUUAAACAACUAAAUCAACAAUAUGAACAAUUAUUUUAUAAAUGGAUGUUGCAGUUACGCCUGGGGUUCAACAUUGUGCUUUAUGGUUUGGGUUCUAAGAGAGAUUUACUAGAAAGGUUUCGAACCACUGUGCUGCAAGAUUCCAUUCACGUUGUCAUCAACGGCUUCUUUCCUGGAAUAAGUGUGAAAUCAAUCCUGAAUUCUAUAACAGAAGAAGUCCUCGAUCAUAUGGGUACUUUCCGCAGUGUAUUGGAUCAGCUAGACUGGAUAGUAAACAAAUUUAAAGAAGAUUCUUCUUUAGAACUCUUCCUUCUCAUCCACAAUUUGGAUAGCCAAAUGUUGAGAGGAGACAAAAGUCAGCAAAUUAUUGGACAAUUGUCAUCUUUACGUAACAUAUAUCUUAUAGCAUCUAUCGAUCACCUCAAUGCUCCUCUCAUGUGGGAUCAUGCAAAGCAGAGUCUUUAUAACUGGCUCUGGUAUGAAACUACUACAUAUAGUCCUUAUACUGAAGAAACCUCCUAUGAGAAUUCUCUUCUGGUUAAACAAUCUGGAUCAUUACCACUUAGUUCCCUAACUCAUGUCUUACGAAGCCUUACCCCUAAUGCAAGGGGGAUUUUCAGGCUACUAAUAAAGUAUCAGCUGGAUAACCAGGAUAACCCUUCUUACAUUGGAUUUUCUUUUCAAGAUUUUUACCAACAGUGUCGAGAGGCAUUCCUGGUCAAUAGUGAUCUGACACUUCGGGCCCAGUUAACGGAAUUUAGGGACCACAAGCUUAUAAGGACAAAGAAGGGAACUGAUGGAGUGGAAUAUCUAUUAAUUCCUGUGGACAAUGGAACACUGAGUGAUUUCCUGGAAAAGGAAGAAGAGGAGUCUUGAAGUUGUCCUUUACUCUUGAAUCUUUUGUGGAAGGAGGGGUUGUACCCCAGCUGCCACUCCUCUAGUCUAAAGUGUUGUGUUUACAUCUAACAUUAGACUCUUCCAGUGUACAAGACUGAAGAUGGGAGGGGAGGAAUGUCAUCAGUUAGAACCUUGAUUAGCCUGGCUGGUGUACCAUCUCUAUACUAUGCAGCGGUCCUCAAGUUGGAGAAAACGUGCCUUUCAUUCAUUACCUCUCUGGAGACUUCUUGCUGGAAUGAACAGUGUGCUCAGGGACUAUUUGGAGCUGGAUGUUUUUGAAUUCUUUUAUACUGGAGAUAUUAUUCCUAAUUUUUUGAGGGCCUUUUAAACACUCCCAGAGCUGAUUGUUUGCAAAUGUGUUUGUUCCAGAGCAUGGAAGUACAAAAACAGUGACAUCACAUAAAUCUAUUUGCUGUUCUGUCAGAGCUGACGAGUGUAAAGGCGGCAGAUCAUCUUCCUGUUCUUAAAAGGCUUAAAAAAGGUGUGUAAGACUGGGGAAGAGUAGGUGAUCUAGCUUUCUCCUUUUGGAUUUAGACUCCAUGCUGGUGGGGUGGGGGAAGAGGGAAUGACCCUCUUCAGUUGGGAUAGUGGGAAAAGCAUAAUGAGCAUAUCGGGUGUAUACCCACCUUAGAAAGCACAUGAACAAUAAUCGUGAUACUUGGAACAGCCAACAUCUGCGCCAUCACCUUCAUGACACAAGUAAGAAGCCAGGCUACAGAAACACAGUCCUGAAUUACAUUUUAGGCAUUGUUUUCAAGACAACAGGAAAAAAAAAUGUAAUUAUUCUUGCAUUGACAUUUUUCUUCAAUAACUUAUGAGUAGCAUAUUAAUGGCUGAUUUUAAUCUUGACUUCUCUAUCAAGUAGACCCAAAACUCACUGUAAGAUGUUUCGGUUUUUUUCUUAAAGUAACAAUUUCAAGCCCUCUAAAUAUUUACACGAGCCUUUUUCCUUAGGAAAGAGAAAAAGGCUAACUUUGGCCACUGCUCAGCUUAUAGUCUUCACAUACUCUCUAAAAUACUUCAUACUUGGAAAUGAAAUUUUUCAAUAAAAUAUCACUGUAAUUGAAACUGCUGAUGCGGUACAUACUUUAUUUUGUAAAGCCCUUUCAUGAAACUGUUUCCCAAAAUGCUCAGAAUUUAAGUCUUUUCUCUUUGUGGCAUAUAAUUUGUUAAAUCCAUGGAUAAGGGUUUAGUCAUAUAUAAUCAAAAUAUUUUAAAAAACUAGUACAUGAAUUUGAUUCUAAAAAUUUUUGUUACCAAAGGAUAUUCAAUAAAAAGUGAGUUUCCUUCCCCUUCACCGAUCCAGUCCCUUACGCAACCAGUGAUAGUUUAUUCCUCCAGAGGUAUUCUAUGCACACGGAAGGGUAUGUGUCUGUAUCUCCUUUUAAAAACACAAAUGGUAGCAUAUGAUAUGUGCUCGUUUGCACCUUGCUUUUUUUGCUUAAUAUAUGUAGUUUAUAACUUGUAGUAUAAAAGGUAUAUAAAAUCUUUAAUGACCUAAUAUGCAAAUUUUGCAUUUGCCCCUAAAUAUCUACUGGUUUAUUUUUAUAAUUUUUGUGUCCAUACUACUAAUAAGCAGUAUGUGUCAACAGUCUAUUAAUAAAUAAAAAGCCAAUUUGGAUAGAACCACUUUUUUAUAGUACUGGUUUUUUACUAAAAAUAUUUUUAAGUCCUUCAAAAAUUUAUAAGUGCAUCUUACAGAUCUGAAGAUCUGUAAUUCUGCUAAUUAUUCUACACUCUUCAUUAACUUGUUUCAGUAUCAAUGUUCCUUAUACUCUUACCGGUUAAAGAGCUUGACUGCUAAGGCUCCCAACUUCUGUUACUUGCUUCUGACAAGAGUGAACAGACUGAAAACCUUGAAAGAUUUUUCUGACUGCUCUUAAUAAAAUGGCCAAAUCGGGG